Molecule: messenger RNA, 1833 nt
Organism: Colletotrichum graminicola M1.001
Lineage: Eukaryota; Fungi; Ascomycota; Sordariomycetes; Glomerellales; Glomerellaceae
Product: UV radiation resistance-associated protein
Exons: 2
Coding region: 1-1833 (610 amino acids)
Biological process (GO): SNARE complex assembly
Cellular component (GO): endosome; lytic vacuole
Molecular function (GO): SNARE binding
Source: RefSeq, a predicted model, not a curated record
AUGCCUCCUCCCGAGUCCCGGCCCCUCCUCCUCCCCCAGAAUCGCAAGCUUCGCCACCUCCGUGGGAUUUACCUCCGAAACCUCAGCUUUGUUCGGCCCCGAGGCCAGACCUUCGACGAUACCGCCUUGAAUAAGACAUCGUCCAAGCUUGAAGGCUUCCGCGAUGCCCCUCAGCUCCACCAUGCACUCUCUAGCGACAACUUCCGGCCCAAGGCGCCGCGCCGCCGAAGCACCGCUCUUGCUCAGGCUACCCCGGUCACGCGACAGCGCAUGUUGCAGCUCACCAUCGAUGGUAAGGCCGCAGAUGUCUUCUUUUCGCUACACUGCGAUGGCGAGGACGAGCCUGUCUACAUUAGCGAGAUGAAGGAGCAUGCCACUAACUUCAACUUCCAAUUCUUCGACCUUAACCACCAUGGUCCCUCGGUCACUCGGUCGCCAGUCGUCACCAUCAAGAUCUGGGCGCAUCGGACAUCAUGGACCCUCCUGCUCCAAGACACUGUCGACCUUCGAAGCCUGCACUUUAUCGGCACCCUCCAGAACCGCAAGUUCCCUCCGAACGGGCUCAUUUUCCAUCUUGCCGACGGCAUCUACUCGCUCGAUUUCCUUGGAAAGCCUUCCCAUCCGAAAUACGUCCCACCGCUCCAUACAUCCUCUUAUAACGUGCUCAUGAAACUCUCGACGUUGGACACCUCGAUCCAGGACGCCAUCGCGACACAAGAGCAGCUGACGGCUCAGAUCAAUAACAUACUCGAAGAUACGCCCCAUAACGAGACGCCUGCCGCUGAAGAAAAGGUGAAGCUGGCCAACAAGUACGUGGCGCAUGAGCUGCGGGCUCUCAAGGCUGCAGAGAGGCGGCGUGAAGAGCUGCGCGCGUCGCUCCAGUCGCGCAGGGAGGCCAUCGCCCAGGGUCGUGCCUUGCAGGAUAAGCUCGCAAAGGACAUCCUUGAUGCAACAGAGCACCUGGAAGCAUCAAAGGCGGUGCUGGCUAAGACGAAGGAACAAAUCCGCGGGCAACGCCGACGCAUCUGCACCGACCUUAGCAACAUCUACCAGAUCACACCAUGCUCCUCGGGCACCCCGCUAUCCUUCCAGAUCGCGGGCCUUGCCCUUCCGAAUACGACAUAUGAUACUGCCACCUCCCGCGGCCCGGACGACGACCUCUUGUCCGGGGCCCUGGGCCACGUCGCCGCGUUGACGCACGCUCUGCAGUAUUACCUUUCUAUACCGCUGCCAUACCCCGUUACGCCAUUCGGCUCACGCUCGUCUAUCCGCGACGACAUAUCCCUACUCACCGACCUCAACUCGACGCAGGCAGCCCGUCAACGCGACUUCCCCUUAUACCUCCCCCGAGGCGGCUCUACCGCAGCGCAGUAUCGAUUCGACUACGGCUGGUUCAUCCUCAAUAAGGACAUCGAGGUCCUCUGCGCAAGCCAAGGGUUGAAGGUUGUGGACAUCCGCCACACCCUGCCGAAUCUCAAGUACCUCCUCUACGUCUGCAGCGCUGGAAGCGAGGAGGUCCCUGAACGCAAACGGGGCGGUGUCCGCGGUCUCUGGGCCGGUCAUAUCAGAGGCCGCAUGCCUUCAUCAGUUGCCAUGGGUGGUGACGUGGAUACGAGCAGCGCCGGCGGCAGCCGCCGCGGCAGCACUGAUAGUGAGGUGCUCAGCCGACAGCGGGACGAGCUCCGAAGGGCCAUGACUGUCCGCGAGGGGGCCGAAUCGCCUGUGAACAACAGCCCCCAUCACAACGGCAACGGUGGACCCGCGGGGCUACCCUUCGACGAGGUCAACGUCUCGUUGAGGACCAAGGGUAUGAGGGAGAACGCGGGCAAGUAG